AUGUCUUACUCAAGCUAUAGUUCUGGUGCUACAACUUGGCAAGAUAAGCUCGAAGAAACGGCCAAUUGGCUAAUAUUCGAAUCAGGGGGCCGCACAGCAUGGUCUAGCACGGUCACUGUCCAAGGACAACAUAUCUCCGCUCGAUAUUGGUAUGAUGGACAAUAUGUACACAAUGCGAAGGAGGAUGCUGCGGAGGUUGCCUUGAAGCAUCUGAACGGAUCGACUCCAAGCUCCCCUUCGCAGAGUCGAGCGGGAUGGUAA
Molecule: messenger RNA, 261 nt
Organism: Lachnellula hyalina
Lineage: Eukaryota; Fungi; Ascomycota; Leotiomycetes; Helotiales; Lachnaceae
Exons: 2
Coding region: 1-261 (86 amino acids)
Source: RefSeq, a predicted model, not a curated record